UCCUGUGUAGGUGGCGCUAGAGGCCGACGGUGGGGUCGUAGGGAGAGGUUGCUGCCGCCAUUUUGUGGGGUGUUUGUCGCAGCGACUGGGAGAGGAGACGGCAGUUUGGUGACAAUUAUUGGCCAAAGGGCCUUUUGCUUUUGCGGAGAUGCGGCAUUCCAAAAGAACUCACUGCCCUGACUGGGAUAGCAGAGAAAGCUGGGGACAUGAAAGCUACAGUGGAAGUCACAAACGGAAGAGGAGAUCCCACAGUAGUACACAAGAGAUCAGACAUUGUAAACCACAUCACCAGUUUAAAGAAUCUGAUUGUCAUUAUUUAGAAGCAAGGUCCUUGAAUGAGAGAGAUUAUCGGGACCGGAGAUACAUUGAUGAAUACAGAAAUGACUACUGCGAAAGAUAUGUUCCUAGGCGUUAUCACAGAGACGUUGAAAGCAGUUAUCAAAUCCACUGCAGUAAAUCUUCAGUCCGAAGCAGGAGAAGCAGUCCUAAAAGGAAGCGUAAUAGACACUGUUCAAGUAAUCAGUCACGUUCGAAGAGCCACCGAAGGAAAAGAUCCAGGAGUAUAGAGGAUGAUGAGGAGGGUCACCUGAUCUGUCAAAGUGGAGACGUUCUAAGAGCAAGAUAUGAAAUCGUGGACACUUUGGGAGAAGGGGCCUUUGGCAAAGUUGUAGAGUGCAUUGAUCAUGGCACGGAUGGCAUACAUGUAGCAGUGAAAAUCGUAAAAAAUGUGGGACGAUAUCGUGAAGCAGCUCGUUUAGAAAUCCAAGUAUUAGAGCAUUUAAAUAGUACUGAUCCCAAUAGUGUCUUCCGAUGUGUCCAGAUGCUAGAAUGGUUUGAUCAUCAUGGUCAUGUUUGUAUUGUGUUUGAACUCCUGGGACUUAGUACCUAUGAUUUCAUUAAAGAAAAUAGCUUUCUGCCAUUUCAAAUUGACCAUAUCAGGCAAAUGGCAUAUCAGAUCUGUCAGUCAAUAAAUUUUUUGCAUCAUAAUAAAUUAACCCAUACAGAUCUGAAGCCUGAAAAUAUUUUAUUUGUGAAGUCUGACUAUGUAGUCAAGUAUAAUUCAAAAAUGAAACGUGAUGAACGCACACUGAAAAACACAGAUAUCAAAGUUGUUGACUUAGGAAGUGCAACAUACGAUGAUGAACAUCAUAGUACUUUGGUAUCUACACGGCAUUACAGAGCUCCAGAGGUCAUUUUGGCUUUAGGUUGGUCUCAGCCUUGUGAUGUUUGGAGCAUAGGUUGCAUUCUUAUUGAAUAUUACCUUGGUUUCACAGUCUUUCAGACUCAUGAUAGUAAAGAGCACCUGGCAAUGAUGGAACAUAUAUUAGGACCCAUACCAACACACAUGAUUCAGAAAACAAGGAAACACAAGUAUUUUCAUCAUAAUCAGCUAGAUUGGGAUGAACAUAGUUCUGCUGGUAGAUAUGUUAGGAGACGCUGCAAACCAUUAAAGGAAUUUAUGCUUUGUCAUGAUGAAGAACAUGAGAAACUGUUUGACCUGGUUCGAAGAAUGUUAGAAUAUGAUCCAGUGAAAAGAAUUACCUUGGAUGAAGCAUUGCAGCAUCCUUUCUUUGACUUAUUAAAAAAGAAAUGAAAUGGAAAUCAGUGGUCUUACUAUACUUCUCUAGAAGAGAUUAUUUAAGACUGUGUCAGUCAACUCUAAACAUUCUAAUAUUUUUGUAAACCUUAAAUUAUUUUGUACAGUUAAGUGUAAAUGCUGUAUGUUUUGUAUCAAUUGCAUAAUUAUCUUGUUAAGCAAAUAUGGUCUUGAUAAUGAAUGAAAUAUAAAAGCUAAAAUUAAUUUUCCUUUUUUGAGAUUAAUUGCCAUUUUUAAAGACCUUUGGAAUAUCCUUUGUGUCCAGCGAUAAAUGUGAUUGAUCUUACCUUUUUGUACAUGAAGGUUGACUCUUGGAAGUGAUUUUUGUGUUUUGUUUUUUGUUUUUUUUGAGUAAAAGGAAAUCUUGACUACUUCAUUCUUAAAUGAAUAUUCUUUAUUUACCUCAAACUUUUCUUAACUUUAAAAGUUUUUUCUGUAAUUGUUGAACAGGUAAUAAGUAUUAUUAACUCUAGGUAGACAGGUAUUAGAAACCAAAACCCAUAGGAACUGUUUGCUGUUGGAAUUUCAUUAAAUUGUAAGUAUUGUGUUCUGUUUCAUUGGGUGAUGUCAGUGGUGGUAAGUAGCAUUCAUGGAAAGACAUCCAACUUUUGCAUCGUAAUAGGUUAAUAAAACCGCAUACACACUUCG
Molecule: messenger RNA, 2245 nt
Organism: Physeter macrocephalus (sperm whale)
Lineage: Eukaryota; Metazoa; Chordata; Mammalia; Artiodactyla; Physeteridae
Gene: CLK4
Product: CDC like kinase 4
Exons: 13
Coding region: 149-1594 (481 amino acids)
Biological process (GO): peptidyl-tyrosine phosphorylation; regulation of RNA splicing
Cellular component (GO): nucleus
Molecular function (GO): protein serine/threonine kinase activity; ATP binding; protein tyrosine kinase activity
Source: RefSeq, a predicted model, not a curated record